This is a messenger RNA of Aplysia californica (California sea hare), 4779 nucleotides long. Its product is annotated as dual specificity protein kinase splA-like. Bases 576 to 3134 code for a protein of 852 amino acids. Gene Ontology annotation, molecular function: DNA-binding transcription factor activity. The record is from RefSeq and is a predicted model, not a curated record. Lineage: Eukaryota; Metazoa; Mollusca; Gastropoda; Aplysiida; Aplysiidae. Gene Ontology annotation, biological process: regulation of DNA-templated transcription. The transcript has 5 exons.
GUGCUAGAUUUACUAUCGACACACGCGCGAGGCGAGGGGGCGUGACCUAGUCUUCGCGCGAGCCAAUCAGCUCGCGUCGUGUUGUAGUGGCUAGACUGAGGCCAGAGCAUGUUUCGACUUGCAUAAUACGGACGGGACUUUUAAAUCAGAGAACAUCUAAUGCAAGGCAGUGUUUGUCAAUGAGUUUACAGCCGUGGACUGUUUCUUUCAGGAUACUCUUUCUUUAUCGUUCAGGAAACAAGUCACUGACGACAGUGUGUGUUCGCUCGCCAAGUCGUCCCCGCUCCCACACACAGGUGGUUAAGUUUGCCACACGACCCUGUGUCACUCUCAACCCACCACCCUGUCUGUGUGUGUCACUAUCGUCGAGUUGUGUCAUUCGUGUGCCUGGCAGUGUGGCAGUGUGGCAGUGUGGCAGUGGUGAAUGAAGGGAGGCCAAGAACUCGUUGAAGGAAAUGAGAGGAUAGCGCCUUUCCUCGCACUCUGAGAACUUACUUGCAGGUCGUACGUACACUGGGUGUAGGUAGGCUCCCCCUACCCCAACCCCAACAGCAACAUCACCAUCCCCAACAGUGAUGACGUCAAACAGCAGCGUCGACCACUCCGACAUGGAAAGCAGCACCGACAACUUCAACGAGGAUGACGAAGACACCAUGGAGAUGCUUAGCGCCAACCUCCCCACCAACAUGUUCCGAACCCCGGACCCCCGCCUCCAGAGGGCGUGCCAGGAGGCGGAGCGGAGCAAUCAGCUGUUGCCCUUGUUGAAGGAGGAGCUACGGCUGCGCAUUCUGGCCAAGCGCAUGGAGAAAGGCGAGCCCGAGAUUGACACGGUGCCCGAGACGCCCAAGAUCUACGAGUUAACGGACGAAGAGAAAAGGAAGCGAGAGAGGCGAAAGGAACAAAAUCGAAGAGCAGCCAAAAAAUGUCGAGAACGGCGUAAAAUGAAAACCAUGAGUAUUGCCGAGCGCAUGGACACCUUCAAGGAAAGCAACGCAGAGCUGCGGAACGAGGUGAGCCUUCUGCGACACAAGAAAGAGGUCCUCGCCAAGUUCUGUAUGGAGCACAUCUGGUGCAGCCAGUGUCCCGAUGUAGUCAGUGAUACUGACAGCCGGCAAAUGAUGUCACAGUACCUAGCGCAGCAGCAGCAGCAGCAGCAGCAACAGCAGCAGUUGCUGAAACCACCACCACAACAACAACAGCAACAACAGCAACAACAACAACAACAACAACAACAACAACAGCAACAACAGCAACAACAGCAACAGCAGCAACACCAACAAGAACAAGAAAUGACCUCUAUUUCUCCAGAGGCCACGCUAGAGUCAGCACCUGCUCACAAAGCAGGAGGCCUUUGCUUCUCUCUAGAUCAUAAUUCUAUAGGUACAGUAAUGAAGAAGGUCAGCCGAGAAGUAAGGUCCACUGCUGAAGAUCUUCAUUCGUGCCAGGGAAGUGACGAGGACUCGGAUAACGCAAUGGAGUCACACGAAGGACCCAUCAAAGUUGUCAGCUCGAGCGGUGUUCUUGAAACAGUUGCUGAUUUGGUGAACGCACACUUUGCCAGCACACCACAUAUCGGAAAGAGAAGGGUCAGUUCAGGUCAACACGAAUCGCUUGGUGCCGAAUCCCCUGUUGCCAAAAUAUCCAAGCUAAACUCGGACGUCCAAAGUACACCAGAAGCUCCUGAUCAAAUCAGUAUGUUUGUUCUGAACCCCGCGAGUCUCAUCUCCGCGAUUCCUUCUAACGUAUCAAACUCACCAGAUUCCGACUUAUCAAGGCAACAGACCAACGGCGAUGGCCCAUCCUCUACCCUUCAGUGGAAUGUUCUGCAGCAGAAUACCCAGCAUCUUGGCAGUCAAAACCAAACGAACCAACUUCAAGUCCUCCAGGCUCUGCACCAUCACCACCAGCAGCAGAACGGGACUUCAUCGAGUAACGACAAAUCGGACGAGGAAGGAAGACAACACUACAUCGCCGUGACAGACCUCAGCUUGGAGAAUCCAACACAUCUUCUCGCUGGAGUUGAUCUUAACCAGUCUUCGGAUUCGAGCUCCCACUCUUCACCCCCCAUCCCAUCCCCUCAGCAUCUUUUCUCCGGGAGCCAUCUCCAUUCUUCUGGCAUGACGUCCCCCAGAUCUGAAAACAGUAGCCAGGCUUUGCAAAGAAUCGUCAAGUACUUGAAGACGCACCACGAGACUGCAGGGCUUUCGGCGUCCUCGUUUGACAUCUCACAAGAACCACUCAGCGUUGACGUAAACCUGGGCUCCCUGAUCCAGACGAGCGCCUCCAACAACAAUCUACAGUCUCCAGCUUUGGUUCUGGUCAAUCUAAAUGAUACGCUCGGAACUACCGCCGAACUGAGCCAGGAUAUAUCCUGCCAAGAGAGAAUGGCUAACCACAAUCCGAAAUUAGCAACACUUACCACAAUGUCACCACAGGCCGUCAAUGCAUCUGAAAGUUGCAAGCUUCCUCUUUCUGGCACGACCACCCCACUUCACUCUAUCGUUUCCACCCACGUCCAACAGCAGCACAAAGCCGUUUUCCCCAUCUCCCCUAUUUCACCACUAUCUCCAUCAUCUCCAAACUUAACCCACGCCCCUCUUUCUCCCAGUGUCCUAAGAAACGACGCUCAAUUACUGUCGCUCCAUAACAGCAUCAACAACAGCAACAACAACAGCAAGAAUAGCAACAACAACAACAACAGCAACAAUAACAGCAACAACAGCAGCUACAUAACCACUCACUCUGCGACAACAAACACGACGGCCAUACACUUUGGAAGACUGUGUGAGACCAACAUUCUGAGAAGCAGCACCCCGAAACCGAUGACGUCGAAGCACCCUAUGGUGCGCCGCUCCUCCUCUGCGCAGUCCGUGCCCUCACCUCAUGGUAGUGUGUCUGGUGGCUCCACCACCCUCAGCCCACCACCUAGCGAGCCCUCCACAGGCAACAGCAGCAGCAGCAGCAACAACAACAGCAGCAGCAACAGCAGUAGCACCGCCAUGCCGGAGUCGCCCUCCUUCUCUUCCUUAGGCCACGGCGCCUACCUACCUCAGAUCUCUCCAGUGAGCGCAGCGUCCGAGAACUCGCCCCAGAUGAGAUUCUCUGACCAGCCAGAAGAUGACAUGACCGACUGACGAUAAUCUAAGGUCACCGUUUGCUCAUCGCGUAAUCCUGAUUGCGUGGUCAGAACAGGUUUCAAUCUACGUCGUCUUUAUGACUCACGGUUAUCUCAUUGACAUAUCUCUCAGAAAUGUUCUAGAACGUGGAACCUUUCAAGAAUUCAGGCCGCCUCCUAAAUGAAUUAAAUUGUGUCGAAGGAGGCGUAAAACAUUUAGCAUUGAAAUUAUUUUUUAAAAAGAAUUCUGGAAUAUUUGCCGGCGAGAACGCCCUGAUUUUCCAGACUAAAAUUUGAGGAAAUCUUGUUAUUUCCGAAUGUGAAUUUCUUAUACAAUGGAUUCUAUUCUGCUUUUUUUUACUCCGUGCCAGUAUAUUAUAAUAUGUGUAUUUUUCGGCACAGCCGUAUCUGCUAUGACCUGCCAUGUAGAAUAUAUCCUUGAAAACCGUUACCUUAAUUCUGGGAACAGUUAAAAUCCCCCCCGCCCCCACGCGUCCAGAGAGGCCAACGUAUUGUGACUGGCAACUCUGGGUACAUGUACUUGUGACUUUCCUGCGCUGUGUGCUUGGGGGUGACUUUUCUGCUCUGUUAACUAGGAGUGACUUUUCUGUUCUGUGAACAUAAGGUGACUUUUCUGCUCUGUGUACGUGGGGUGACUUUUCUGCUCUGUGAACAUGAGGUGACCUUUCUGCUCUAUGUACAUGGGAUGAUUUUGCUGCGCUGCGUACUUGGGUUGACUUUUCUGCUCUGUGAACUUGAGGUGACUUUGCUGAUCUGUGUACUUGGGGUGACUUUUCUGAUCUGUGUACUUGGAGUGACUUUUCUGAUCUGUGUACUUGGGGUGACUUUUCUGCUAUGUGAACAUGGGGUGACUUUUCUGCUCUUGUCUCCCAGCAACUUCAUUAAUUAUUCCCAUUACAACAGCGCUUCUAGGGGCUGGCUUAGAUUCUAAACUUUGGUUCCUAGAAGCAGCGUGUUAGUCAACGACCUGAUGAAGUGAGCAUGGGUUUGAGUUUAGGCUAACUUGAAUUUAUGGAUCUGCGUUGCAGAAAUCUAGGCAUAGAUUUUGACUGUCUGGUAUACACAUCUACCCCUUCAAAAUCUGUUUCAGCAGUCAAAAAUGAUGGUUGAAGACAGAUCGCACUAUUAUUGACUUAGAAAUGUAAUUCAGACUACAGUCUAGCAGUACAGAUAGAGAGUUGUUUUUUCUGAAGCAUGUACCAAACAUAUUAUGAUUCUUCAUUAUCACCAUAUUUUCAUCUCUCAGCUCGCUGUUUGUGCUCUUUCAAAUCAUAUUUUUCCCUCCCCUCCCCUCUUCUCCCUCCCCUUCCCACCUCUUUUCCGCUUACCUACCUUCCAACAUCUAUAUAUCUAUCUAUCUAUCCAAUUAUCUGUCCGUCUGUCUGUCUGUCUAUCUGUCUGUCUGUCUGUCUGUCUGUCUGUCUGUCUGUCUGUCUGUCUCUCCUUGAUCUGAGCUGACAUACACUAAAUCAACUUUGCCGAAGAGAAAUUUUUUUAUUAUAAUUUGAAGUACGGUAAUGUUUGCUUUGAUAAUUGAUAUAACCCGUGGCUUAUUCGUGAAAGCUAAAGACAGAAGAACACACACAUACACACACACACACACACACACACACACACACACAAACACACACACACAAACACAC